GGAAUUUUGACAGAAUGGAAUGACUAAACAGACAGUCUAUUCCUAAAAGAAGCAACUAAAUCUAAUUUGAUAUUUUUUUAUAGUGUUGUUUGAUUCCACGAUGACUUUUAAAAUUUUAGCUACCUAGCUAUAUCAUGGGUCAAUACAAUACAAGAAACAAGGAAGAAGGACUCAAAUCUAAUGAUCCAAUUAGAGACCUCCCCCUGGAACUCAGUCUUGCUGUGCUCUCUCAUUUGGAUGCAACAGAUUUGUGCCUCGCAGGCUGUGUUUGGAAUGACUUGGCCCACGAUGAAAUGUUGUGGAUGGGGCUGUGCAAAAAUUGGGGUUACCACCAAUCACCAAAGAAAAUACAAUCAUACCGAAAACUAUAUCUUACCCUUGAUGAAGGGUGUUUGACAUUUUGUGCAGAUGCAGAAAAGGGAAUGGAGUACUUUUUCAAUAAUGGAUUAAUAAAGGAUGACCCUAAAGAUAUUGCAAAUUUCUUUCACUGCACAAAUAAACUUAGUUCUCAACAAAUGUCUCAUUAUCUAGACAAAAGGGGAGAUGUACUUGAUCAUUUAAUUGGUUUACAAAACUUCAAAGGCGAAUCUCUGCCGAAUGCUCUUCGUACUGUUCUUUCCCGAACAUUGGCGGGAGAUAAUCAUGGAAAUUAUUUACACGUUCUUCUUGACAAAUUUUCCCGUCGUUUUUUUGAAUGCAAUCCAAAUUUGAAUUUGACACCGGACACCAUCUAUAUCGUCAGUUUUUCCUUGAUAAUUCUUUCCGUGGAUCUUUCCAGCCCUCACAUAAAAAAUAAAAUGUCAAAGCGCGAAUUUAUUCGGAACGUGCGAAGAGCAGUUGGUCACAGGAUAGACGACGAUUGGUGUGGACAUUUAUACGAUGACGUUUAUCUGUCUGGACACAUUGCAUCGAGUAGAGGGCGAUGCAAACAAUAUUUGCCGAACAGAACACCACUGAACUACGUGAAUGCAGGAUAGCAAGUAGGGUAGUAGUUACCAUUACGCUAGUAAUCCCAACGUAAUAUCUAUUUAAAUAACACGUUGUAAAAAAUUUAAUACAGAUCAUUAUAGAAGAAAAUAAACAAUCAUUUUAUUCAAAUCA
This is a messenger RNA of Daphnia pulicaria, 1101 nucleotides long. RefSeq names its product F-box only protein 8-like. Gene Ontology annotation, biological process: regulation of ARF protein signal transduction. Gene Ontology annotation, molecular function: protein binding; guanyl-nucleotide exchange factor activity. The coding region runs from base 135 to 977 and encodes 280 amino acids. NCBI's taxonomy places the organism in Eukaryota, Metazoa, Arthropoda, Branchiopoda, Diplostraca, Daphniidae. The transcript is spliced from 7 exons. The record is from RefSeq and is a predicted model, not a curated record.